AUGCACGUGAAUGAUGCAUUGACGGAUAAUAAUUAUAACGACUGGGUUCAAGAGAUGGAAAAUUUCUUGUUUGCCAAGAACAAGAUUGGGGUCAUUGACGAAUCGAUAAUAAAACCAGAAAAGACGGAAGCAGACGACAUGGCGUGGAUGAGGUGUGAUGCGAUGAUAAAAGGGUGGCUCACCACCGCCAUGGAAAAUGAGAUCCGCACCAGCAUCAAAUACGCCAACAAUGCAAUUGAGAUGUGGUCAGACCUUCGUGAGAGGUUUGGAAAAGAAACAUACUACAUAAAGCUUCGAGGAUUAUGGGAUGAGAUUCAAUCGGUCCUCCUUACUCCUCGUUGCACUUGUGAUAAAUGUGAUUGUGGUUUGGGAAAAUCACAUGUUGAAUUGAAGGAGAAAGAAAGGUUAUAUGAGUUUCUCAUGGGCCUUGAUAGUGAGUUCUCGAUUUUAAGAACUCAAAUACUGGCUUUGAAAUCGACACCAUCUCUUGGAUUUGCUUAUCAUCAUGUUGUUGAGGAUGAACAACAUAGGUCCAUCACCAACACCAAGAGACCCACUGUUGAAGCAAUAGCUUUCCAAGCCUACACCAAGACCAAUACCAAUCAACAUGGAAACAAGGCAGUGGAGAAAAUCACAAAGCAAGGAGCACAUUGCAGCUUUUGUGACAAAGACGGUCACACCUGUGACGGGUGCUUUAAGCGAAUUGGCUAUCCAGAUUGGUGGCCAUGA
Molecule: messenger RNA, 729 nt
Organism: Lactuca sativa (garden lettuce)
Lineage: Eukaryota; Viridiplantae; Streptophyta; Magnoliopsida; Asterales; Asteraceae
Source: RefSeq, a predicted model, not a curated record